Sus scrofa (pig) is the source of this 754-nucleotide messenger RNA. Lineage: Eukaryota; Metazoa; Chordata; Mammalia; Artiodactyla; Suidae. The record is from RefSeq and is a predicted model, not a curated record.
AUGCAAGGAGAGGGCACAGGGACGUUCGGCCGCGUGCAGCUGGUCCGGGAGAAGAAGGCCAAGCAUUUCUUCGCCCUGAAGGUGAUGAGCAUCCCGGAGGUCAUCCGCCUGAAGCAGGAGCAGCACGUGCACAACGAGAAGUCCGUGCUGAAGGAAGUCAGCCACCCCUUCCUGGUCAAGCUGUUCUGGACGGGCCACGACGACCGCUUCCUGUACAUGCUGAUGGAGUUCGUGCCGGGCGGCGAGCUCUUCAGCUACCUGCGCAACCGGGGCCGCUUCUCCGCCACCACCGGGCUCUUCUACUCGGCGGAGAUCGUGUGCGCCAUCGAGUACCUGCACUCCAAAGAGAUCGUCUACAGGGACCUCAAGCCGGAGAACAUCCUGCUGGAUAGGGACGGGCACAUCAAGCUCACCGACUUCGGGUUCGCCAAGAAGCUGGUGGACAAGUAAGUGACCGUCCCCAGCCCCCGUUUUCCCCUCCCGCCCCUGCCCUGCCUCUGGCCGCCACCACUCUGUCCUAUUGUGGGAGUUCUGUUGGUGUCAGAGUCUGUGUAGACGUGAUAGCAUCGUGUCUUUCACCCUCUGACGUCUCAGAGUGUGAGCAUCUCUGGGUCCAUGCUCGUGGCUGCAGGUGGCGUGAUUUCUUCUUUAUGGCUGCGUCCUAUUCCCUCAUGGAUCGGUAGCACCGUUGGUUUUGUUUUUUGUUUUUUCCUUUUUGCAGCUGCAUCUGUGAUAGAGGGACGUUCCCAGGCUA